This is a messenger RNA of Carya illinoinensis, 3021 nucleotides long. RefSeq lists its product as uncharacterized. Gene Ontology annotation, molecular function: catalytic activity. The transcript is spliced from 4 exons. Lineage: Eukaryota; Viridiplantae; Streptophyta; Magnoliopsida; Fagales; Juglandaceae. Bases 1 to 3021 code for a protein of 1006 amino acids. The record is from RefSeq and is a predicted model, not a curated record.
AUGGAAGCUCCUGAUGUUCUAUUCUUGCAGGAAACCAGACUCUCUUCUCGGGUGUUUGAUUCUUGUAAGUUCCUCUUAAAUUUUCCUAAUUGUUUAGCUGUUGGAUCUAGUGGUAGAAAGGGUAGUUUGGCUCUUUUGUGGGGACGGGAGGUUGAUUUGUCUAUCCUCUCGUUCUCUCCUCAUCAUUUUCAUGCAGUAAUUACUGAUGUCUCUUUUCGUUUGGGUCGAUGGUUUUUCACUACUUUUUACGGUUGUCCUGAAACUCACCUACGGUUUCGCUCUUGGGCGUUGCUCCGCUCGUUGUGUUGUCCUCCCGGGGAGGCUUGGUUGAUCAUGGGUGAUUUUAACGAAAUAUUAUACCAGCAUGAGAAGAAGGGGGGUAAGCCUCGUCCUGCGAGGCAAUUGCUAGAAUUUCGGGACGUUCUGGAGGAGUGCAGCUUGAGGGAUUUAGGCUUCUCGGGACCUAAAUUCACUUGGUGUAAUCGGAGGGCUUUUCCGUCCCGUAUUAGUGAAUGCCUUGACCAUGUUUUGGUUAAUUCUUCGUGCCAUGUGGUGGGUGAACCGGCUUGUGAGGAGCUUAUUCAGCAUGUUUGGGGUGGGGCUCCUCGUCGCUCUGAUUUGUUGGCUGUUGCUGGGUUGAUUCAUGCGAGUGGGACUCAGCUCAGACUCUGGAACAGGCAUUCUUUUGGUAACGUCAAUAGGCAGCUUGCACAAGCUCAACGGAAUUUGCAAGGAUUGAUUGACUCUGACAGGGGCGAAGUGGAUGCAGAUGCUAUCAACUUGGCACGUAAUGAUGUCCAACGUUGGUUAGAAAGGCAGGAAAUUAUGUGGCGUCAGCGUUCGAGAGCCGUAUGGCUUAAGGAAGGGGAUAACAAUACCCGGUAUUUUCAUAUGAAAGCAUCCCAGCGACGCCACAAGAAUGGUAUCUUUCGUAUUCAAUAUGAUAGGGGGCAGUGGCAGGAUGGCAGUCGACGGGAUAGGGUAGUCCUUGCCUAUUUUCAGUCCCUCUAUACCAGCUCUGAUCUGUGUUUAAAUGUGGGCUCGGUGGACUUUCUUCAGCCUUUGUUAGGAAAAGUGACUUCCGCUUUGAACUCUGAUUUACUUCGAGAUUUUCAGGCUGAAGAGGUCAAGUGUGCUCUCUUUCAGAUGGACCCCAUAUCAACCCCUGGACCCGACGGCAUGUCACCUAUUUUUUUCCAAAAAUACUGGCAUGUAGUGGGGCCCUCAGUCACCUCGGCAGUUCUUCAUGCUUUGAAUGCAAGUUCUUUUCCUUCCUCUAUUAAUUGCACUCAUAUCUCCCUUAUACCAAAAAAGAAGUCCCCUUCUCAGAUGGGUGAUUAUCGCCCUAUUAGUUUGUGCAAUGUGCUUUACAAACUAAUCGCCAAGGUUCUUGCUAACCGCCUGAAAUCCAUAUUACCUAGUAUCAUCAGUGAAAGACAAAGUGCUUUUGUCCCCGGCCGCCUUAUCUCGGAUAAUAUUUUAAUUGCAUAUGAGUUAAUUCACUAUCUUAGGCAGAAAAGAUAUGGGAAAACAGGGUAUAUGUCUCUUAAACUAGAUAUGAGCAAGGCUUACGAUCGGGUGGAAUGGACUUUUUUGCAAUCUCUUAUGGAUAUUAUGGAGUUUCAUCCUCGCUUUGUGCACCUCAUUAUGUGCUGUGUUUGGUCGGUUUCCUACUCGGUUUUACUUAACGGGGAACCGAAAGGGCCGAUUGUUUCGUCUCGCGGAUUGCGACAAGGGGAUCCCCUAUCCCCUUACCUCUUUCUUCUGUGCACUGAGGGUUUCAUUUCUCUGUUGAAUAUGGCUCGGCUGGACAGAUCUGUAGGGGGUUUGAAAAUUUGUCAGGGAGCCCCUACUAUUAAUCAUCUUCUCUUUGCGGAUGAUAGUCUCGUAUUUUGCAAGGCUGAUAUAAUUGAAAAUAGACGAAUUCAGGAGUUGUUGGGCAGAUUUGAAGCUGUCUCGGGGCAGAAAAUUAAUAAGGAAAAAACUACUAUUGUUUUCAGUGGUAAUGUUGAUGUUAGCAUGCGGACUGCUAUAAAGGCCUUGUGGUCCCCCUCUGAAAUUCAACAAUAUGAAAAGUACCUCGGGCUGCCACCUAUUGUUGGGAGGUCUAAAACUCGGGCUUUUGAGUCUAUUAAACAGAAAGUUUGGAACACCCCGCAAUCCUGGAAGGAGAAACUACUAUCGCAAGGUGGGAAGGAGGCUGGUUUGGGUCGCUGUCCAUCUUACACAUGGAGGGGUAUUUGGGAGGCGCGAAAACGGUUGGUGGCUGGUUGCAUGUGGAGAAUUGGGUCUGGUACAGCGGUGAAUAUCUGGUCAGAACAAUGGAUUCCGGGACAUAAGUCCCUCCUUGCCGAAGGGGUAGUGGUGCGAGACGAUGUGCGUAUGAAUGUUGUGCACUCUCUGUUUUUACCGAAUGCUAGAGCUUGGGACAUACCUAAGCUUAGGGCUCUCUUCGAUCCAAAUGUUGUAAAUGACAUCCUUAAAAUACAGCUGUUUUCGGGUGGGAUGGAUGAUUGUCGGGACUCACUGGGUUCCCCUUUCCCUGAGGCGUCUUCUCGGCGUAGGCCACUCCUUCUAUGGAAGCACCUAUGGAAGAUGAAGGUCCCUAAUAAAAUAAAAAUUUUUGCUUGGCGUGCAUGCCAAAAUGGCCUCCCUGUGGGUUCCCUCUUACAGCAGAAGCGGAUCUUAGCAGAUCCCACCUACAAGUUAUGUUUGUUUGCACCUGAAACUGUCAGUCAUGCCUUGGUUUUUUGCCCUGCAGUUCAUGUUUUUUUCUCAACUUAUUUGCCUGGUUUAUGCUUUCAUCAUUCUUUUUCUAUUGUGGAUUUGGCUAUGGAUAUCAUUGCAGCUCGUAAGUUCGAGGACCUCUCUGUUUUCUUCUCUUUGGCCUGGAGUUUUUGGUUUCAGAGGAAUAAAUUUGUGCAUGAGCAGCUUGUAAUUCCUCCUCGACGGUCAGCCGACGAGGCGCUGGUCAUGGUCCGCAGAUUCAGCCAGAUCCACGCUCCUCAGAGGGAUCUCUGA